CUCGCUGAGGCCUCCGCUGCUCACUCCGCCCACCCGCCCACCACAGUCGCCGACUGCCGUCUCCGGCGACUCGCCCACUAGCAGGAAGCUCGGAGCUACGCCGCGGCGGAGGCCAGAAGGAAGGGGAUGAGGGCCGUGGUGCAGCGCGUCCUCUCGGCCAGCGUCGAGGUGGAAGGGCAAGUGGUUUCGGCGAUCGGCCCGGGCCUCCUCGUCCUCGUCGGCGUUCACGAGGCUGACACCAGCUCCGACGCCGACUACAUCUGUCGGAAGGUCCUGAAUAUGAGGCUGUUUACUAAUGAGAAGACUGGAAAAGCAUGGGAUCAGAGUGUUAUGCAGCGGAACUUUGAAGUCCUGUUAGUGAGCCAAUUUACCUUAUAUGGAAUCCUGAAGGGUAGCAAGCCAGAUUUCCAUGUGGCUAUGCCGCCUGCGAAAGCAAAACCUUUCUACGCUUCUUUGGUUGAGAAGUUUCAAAAGUCGUACAAAACUGAUUCAGUUAAAGAUGGCAUUUUUGGAGCAAUGAUGAAGGUUUCAUUGGUAAAUGAUGGCCCUGUAACAAUGCAAGUUGACUCACCCUCCCUGCAAGGCUCUGGUCAGUCAAGCAAUGGUGAUGCUGGUUUGGUAAGAGACGGUGAAGCAGCAGUACCCGAUGAGACUCAUUAAAUCCCUAUGGCUGUUUCCGCAGUAUCCUGCUUGGUUUUGGUGAACAUUUGAAUCGUAUGGCUUCAUGGUAGAAUCUUCAGUUUCUUUUUGAUGUUGUAGCAGAAGGAAGCCUAAUGUUCUAUUCCUUUUAGAAAUAUCAAAUGUAACUUGCGUCUCCAUCCAAAUGUUGAUAUUUGAUAUGAUACCACUCGAGAAAAUAUUGGACACAUUUAUUUCUGUCAUCA
Messenger RNA from Triticum dicoccoides, 884 nucleotides. Its product is annotated as D-aminoacyl-tRNA deacylase-like. Bases 127 to 660 code for a protein of 177 amino acids. Lineage: Eukaryota; Viridiplantae; Streptophyta; Magnoliopsida; Poales; Poaceae. The record is from RefSeq and is a predicted model, not a curated record. Gene Ontology annotation, cellular component: cytoplasm. The transcript has 8 exons. Gene Ontology annotation, biological process: tRNA metabolic process. Gene Ontology annotation, molecular function: D-tyrosyl-tRNA(Tyr) deacylase activity.